Messenger RNA from Ricinus communis (castor bean), 1109 nucleotides. Its product is annotated as signal peptidase complex catalytic subunit SEC11C-like. Lineage: Eukaryota; Viridiplantae; Streptophyta; Magnoliopsida; Malpighiales; Euphorbiaceae. The coding region runs from base 532 to 939 and encodes 135 amino acids. Gene Ontology annotation, molecular function: serine-type endopeptidase activity. The record is from RefSeq and is a predicted model, not a curated record. Gene Ontology annotation, cellular component: signal peptidase complex; membrane. The transcript is spliced from 7 exons.
UUCUCUUUUGAAAAUAAAAAUAAUUAUUUUAAAAUUUUAAAUUAAAAUAAAAUUAUAAAAAAGUAAAAAAUUUAAAAUUUAGUAGUUAAACUUUUAAAUAUCCGUAGAAUGAAUUGUCAGGAAUUAUUACAGUCAAUUAAUGUUUACAGUUUUAUUCAAUUUCAUAAGUGCAAAAAGGGUAAAAAAAAAAAACCAUUCUCAUACAUAUCAAGUACAAAUGUCGCAAUGUAAGUGGAAGUACCACGACACCGCAGCAGUCGAGGCGCGACCGGUCUUAAGCAAAUGAAGUUAACAACAAAACCAAGUGCUCCUCUUAUUACAGAGACGGAGAAAAGAGAAAGAAGAAAUGGGGUGGAUAGGGAAGAUCAUUGACUCAAUCAAAUCUACUCAGAUCAGACAAGCUCUCUCUCAAACCAUUUCUCUUAGUUCAUCUCUUCCUCUUAAAAUGCAUUAUCUUGAUUUAUUUUCAAGACUGUCCUCAAAUCUUUAUUUACCAUUUCUUUAAGUUGAAAAAAAUGAAAUGGGUGCAAAAUGUUUGCAAGUAUGAUUGUGACUUCAGCACUAAUUGUAUGGAAGACAUUGAUGUGUAUAACUGGUACUCUGUUGUUGUUGUGCUUACUAAGUAUGGAACCUGCUUUCCAGCGAGGUGAUAUUUUGUUCUUACAUAUGAGCAAGGAUCCUAUUCGGAUAGGGGAGAUUGUUGUGUUUAACAUAGAUGGAUGUGAUAUUCCAAUUGUCCAUCGAGUAAUUGAGGUACAUGAGCGAAAAGAUACCAGAGAUGCUGAUAUCCUCACAAAAGAUGAUGACAGAGUUUUUUAUGCUUACGGCCAGUAUUGGUUGAAGUCACAACAUAUCAUGGGAAGAGCUGUUGGGUUUUUGCCUUAUGUUGGUUGGGUGACAAUUGUCAUGACUGAGAAGCCACUUAUCAAGUACGUAUAAGUAUCUUUGGUUUGCUGGUCAUUACCUCAAAGGAUUAGGGAAAGAUAAACAGUGUCUUCUAAUACAAAAGCAGUGAAAUUCAGACAACAUAAAUCUUGUAACAUAUAGAGCGCAAAAUAUCCUGUUUUACAUACUGCACUAAGAGUUGAUUAAAUAUAUUUGUUUGUUGA